CUGUCUUCUCACAGCCUCCGAGUCAGUGGUCAUAUUUGCUUUGCAGGGGAGGUGGCGCUUCUAGAUAGCCAAUAAACAGUGAGGAUCGUUGCAAAGUCUGGGCUCGGGGAAAGCACAGUCUGGCUGCAUUCCAAAGAGAAAUGAGGCCGCCUAAGUAAUAAUCGCCUGGCUCGCUCGCUCUCUCCUAGAUUCCUGCCUCCCCUGCGUCACAAUUCCUCUCGAACGUUUCCUGGAUCCGGACCACUUUCUCGCUGUCGCCGCGCCACACGCCCCGCUCUGCGGAAGCCCCUCCUUGCGGGGGCUGGGCGGGUCUGACCCGGCCGAAGGCGGAGCUGGCUGCAGGAGGCAGGCGGCUGAAACCCUCCUCGGAGUGGAGCACCGGGCAUAGCGUCACGCCGCUGCGCGUUCCCCUGCUGCUGCUCAUGUGCUUCCGAGGAGGAGGAUGGCUGAGGCAAGGGAUGCCGCCGUCACCGGCGCCGCGGUCACUCCACCGCUGGGACGCAAUCGAGCCCGGGGGGAGCUGGGUGGCGGCACUCAGGCCUCGCAGCGGCUCCUGGCCUAUAGCGACGCGCUGCUCUCCAUCAUCGCCACCGUCAUGAUUUUGCCUGUGGCCCAUACAAAGAUACAGCCAGAUCAGAAAUUCAAUGAAAGUGUUCAGCAACUCCUAGCCACCAAAAUUGCUGUUUAUCUGAUGACUUUUUUAAUAGUAACGGUUGCUUGGGCAGCUCAUGUCAGACUUUUUCAAGUGAUUGAACUCAUAGAUGAUGUGCUUGCCCUUCUAAACUUGGCAUGUAUGAUGAUCAUCACCUUCUUGCCAUAUUCGUUCUCCUUGAUGGCCUCCUUUCCAGAUGUGUCAUUUGGCAUUUUCAUGUUUAGUAGCUGUUCUGUUAUAAUUGGCCUCAUCCAGGCAAUGAUUGUAUUGUACAGCUUCCACCAUCCAUAUUUACUUAAUCACCAAAUACAGGUGUCUGAUAACCAGGCAUUUUAUAAAUCUCAUAUCCUGAAGAUUAUUCUAAGAGGACCAACGCUUAGCUUUUUUGCUGCCAUCUUCUCAUUUUUCUUCAUCCCAUUGUCAUACGUGUUCCUAGGGCUCGUUAUAUUUUUCCCACAUCUCGGCCACUUAACCAAAUGGUUUAAAAGCAAGGUUCUCGGUCAAGAAGAGGAGAUGCCUCUAGAGUCUUUUACUUUUUAUCUCUCUGAACCACUUAGUAAGGAACGAGUAGAAGCCUUCAGUGAUGGAGUUUAUGCAAUUGUAGCCACUCUGUUAAUUCUGGAUAUAUGUGAAGAUAAUGUUCCUGAUGCGAAAGAAUUUAGAGAGAAAUAUCAUGGGAAUCUCAUCAAGGCUUUGAGUGACUAUGGUCCAAAUUUCCUCGCCUACUUUGGCUCUUUUGUGACUAUUGGCCUUCUCUGGUUUGUCCACCAUUCACUCUUCCUCCAUGUGACAAAAGCAACGCGACUGAUGGGUGUCCUUAAUACCCUUUCCUUGGCUUUUAUCGGGGGUCUGCCGCUUGCUUACCAGCUGACCAGUGAGUUUGCAGAGAAGUCGCACAAUGAAAUUGAAGCCAUCCAGGUCAGCUGCGUUACCAUUUUUUUUGCGAGUAUCUUUCAGUUCAGCAUAUGGACAGCUGCUCUGUUCCAUGAACGGGAAACACUACAUCCUUUUGCUAGAUAUGGAGGCAAAGAACAUGCCUUUAUGUUCGCCAAACUCGCUCUCUACCCUUGCAUUAGCCUUGCGACCUUCUUCCUUACAUGCAUUCUAAGUGAGCUGAGUACAGCAAUCUUUCAUGUCAUGCAGAUAAUCAUCCCAUUUGCAUUCCUGGUGCUGCGCAUCCUUGUCAGAAUUAGCUUGGUGGUGUUCAAGUCUCUGUCCAGACCAAGGAACAAUGUGCCAGAAGAAGAGGAAGCCUGUUUGUCUCCUGCCGAAACACUGUCAUAGUUUCCCCUGCACUUUGCUUGGAAUACUGUGGCACUGGUAUAACUGAACAGAUCUGCUUUCCUGAUCCCAAGCCACAGCUGGUUAUAUUCAGCCUUGAAUCACCUUAGGUCCCUUUGUUCAUGAAACGUCAGUGUUACCUGUAUAAAGGCUUCAGAUGCAAAUCCAGGGACAGGAAGUCAUCAGAGCCGUCUUUUGCUUGCAGACCGGCUUUAGGGUCAGUCAGGCUAAGCUGAUACUUUAUCAGCUGGCCAGUCUCCAUUCUUUUGGCUGGGAAUGGUUAUGCAGGAAGAGGAGGAAGUUUGAGGGGACAAUUGUCUCUCUGUGUGUUGCUGAACAACGUCAGGGUGGCAGUUGUCCUACCCAGUAAAGGUGAUUAGCCUCCCUCUCCCGACUUCUUGUCCCUUUCUCCCAAGGCUGUUCUGCUCAGCUGGGAUAUGCCGUCAUCUAGGCCUUGGUUCCUGGAUAUUACUGUUAGCUUGAAACAAGAUCUGUUGGUACCUUUUGUUUGAUGCAGCUUCUCCAUGAAAAGCUAGCAAUUAUGCUUCUCAGAAAAUCAGUAGUGUCAUCUUGAAAAGCAUUACAAGGGCCAGCUUUCGUAUAGGUUCUGUUCAUUCUUGUUCCCUGCACUUUACUAUGAAAAUAAAAUGCCAUUUGUGAUUUGAGUGGCUUAUGAUGCUUCAGUAACCUGUACUUGACUGAUCAUUGUGUGUUUUAGGGGUAAUGCACUAUAUUGUAUAAUGAAAUUCAAAUGAAGACCUGAUGCUUCCUUAAUGCUCUUUGAUCCCUUGUUUUAUACAUUUGUUAAUUUAAAAUGAGUUGAAUAUCUAAUUUUAUUUUUAAUUAAAUAAAAUGCUGUGUUUACAGUUA
Molecule: messenger RNA, 2803 nt
Organism: Hemicordylus capensis (graceful crag lizard)
Lineage: Eukaryota; Metazoa; Chordata; Lepidosauria; Squamata; Cordylidae
Gene: TMEM175
Product: transmembrane protein 175
Exons: 10
Coding region: 443-1936 (497 amino acids)
Cellular component (GO): lysosome; endosome
Molecular function (GO): proton channel activity; potassium ion leak channel activity
Source: RefSeq, a predicted model, not a curated record